GAUUAUGACGGUUUCCGACAUUUACCUGGCUAGGUUGCAGUGACAGCUGUUCAGUGAUUAGUAAACAAUACGGUGUGAAAAUUAUUGUGUUUGUUCGUCCUCGUCUGCAGAAUGAACGUUUUGGAGCCAACGGAGCACCUUCUGGCUCUGAAAGUUAUGCGCUUAACACGUCCCACUUUGGUCAGUCCUCAAAUUAUCACAUCGGAGACGAAAGAUUUGCCUCAAAACAUCCUCCAGGAAACACUUCGAAAUGAUAUCACGGCCGUCGCAGGGUCAGAAACCCUAGCCGCCGGCCAAUUUAUGCUUUUACCACAGAGUUUCGGAAACAUUUACUUAGGCGAGACCUUCGCCAGCUACAUCUGCGUCCACAACUGCACAACUCACCCGGUGGAAGGGGUCACGGUGAAAGCUGACUUGCAGUCGAACAGUACACGUAUCAGUCUGCCGAUGCACGAGAAGCAGACGGCGCCGGUUACACUGAACCCAGGGAACACGCUCGACGACGUCAUCCACCACGAAGUGAAGGAGAUUGGGACACAUAUACUAGUGUGUGAAGUUCACUAUAACACGCCUGCUGGGUUCCCGCAAUCGUUUAGGAAAUUUUUCAAAUUUCAAGUAUUGAAACCGUUGGACGUUAAGACGAAGUUCUACAACGCCGAGACUGACGAGGUCUACUUGGAAGCGCAGAUUCAGAACAUAACGGCUGGCCCGAUUUGUCUGGAGAAGGUGGAGUUGGACUCUUCCGAACAGUACACAGUUUCAUCUCUCAACACGCUUCCCAAUGGCGAGUCUGUGUUCAAGGCGAAGAACAUGCUUCAACCCAAAAACAGCUGCCAGUUCCUCUAUUGUAUAAAGCCAAUCCCAGAAAUUGCAAAAGAUAUCAAGGCCCUACGAGAUGCAAAUAAUAUCGGCAAACUAGAUAUUGUGUGGCGUUCGAAUUUGGGAGAGCGUGGCCGCCUUCAGACAAGUCAACUGCAACGGAGUCCCAUCGAAUACAACGACCUACGACUCUUGGUUGUUCAAGCAAAUAACAUGGUGAAAAUCGGCGAACCAUUUACAUUCAUCUGCCAAGUAACAAACACCAGUGAUCAUACUGUGGAUUUGAGUGCGAAACUUGACACGAAACCUAGAGCGGGAUGUGAAUAUACGGGUUCGGCUGAAUUUCAUUUAGGGACCAUUGAGCCCGGAAAAGCAAAAGAGUUCCCUCUUACAGUGUGUCCGACAAAGCUAGGACUAGUGAAAAUAACGAAUUUAUUAUUGACUAACACUUACCAAAAGAGAACUUAUGAAUUUGACGACUUUGUGCAGGUGUUUGUCGUCGAUUCGGAUUACUAUGAAGAUGAGCCAUUCCAAAUGAAUAAAUUUGUUCGUUAUGAUGUUGCACAGAAAGUGUAAAUUUUCUGUAUUAGAUGAUCCCAAUACAACUAUAUUCAAAUAUUA
Molecule: messenger RNA, 1440 nt
Organism: Hermetia illucens (black soldier fly)
Lineage: Eukaryota; Metazoa; Arthropoda; Insecta; Diptera; Stratiomyidae
Product: probable trafficking protein particle complex subunit 13 homolog
Exons: 6
Coding region: 112-1395 (427 amino acids)
Cellular component (GO): TRAPPIII protein complex
Source: RefSeq, a predicted model, not a curated record